Rosa rugosa (rugosa rose) is the source of this 3456-nucleotide messenger RNA. Its product is annotated as probable disease resistance protein At5g66900. NCBI's taxonomy places the organism in Eukaryota, Viridiplantae, Streptophyta, Magnoliopsida, Rosales, Rosaceae. Gene Ontology annotation, biological process: defense response to fungus. The coding region runs from base 99 to 2522 and encodes 807 amino acids. The record is from RefSeq and is a predicted model, not a curated record. The transcript has 6 exons. Gene Ontology annotation, molecular function: ADP binding.
UUCAAACAACGCAGCACUCUUUUGCUCAUUGUGCAAGAAAUAAUAUUCGUUGUUCUCUAAGAAAGCAUUUGAUUGUGACGAUACCAACAACUGCAACAAUGGCAUUUAUAGGAGGAGCGGGUUUGUCAGUAACAUUUUGGACGCUGUGUGAUUCUGUUAAGCAAGUGAAGGAGCAGUUCAAACCCCAACUCGGGGAUAUCAAAUCCACUCUGGACUCUUUGGAACCACUGAUCAAAGAGAUGGCAGAGUGUGAGAAGGAAUUGGAUGGUCAAGAGGAGGAACUAGAGAAUCUUAGAGUGGAAAUGGAGGAAGGAGUGGAGCUUAUUCGCAAGUGCUCGAAAGCGAGCAGGUUCAAGCAGUAUAAGUAUGGCAGCCGGCUUGUUAAAUUGAGCCAGUCACUUCAAAGAUUGUUGGGGAUACUCAAAGUGCAGGGAAUAAGGGAUGUGAAGAAGGCAUUGGUUUCAGUGAGGAACAUUGAGAUUGUCGUGCAGAGAAUUGAAGGGAAUUGUGUAAUACAGAACAAUCAGUCUGAAAAAAUUCAAGGGUGGUGUGCUGUGCCUGAGCCUCCAACAAUUACGGUUGGAUUGGAUGUGCCUUUGUGGGAAUUGAAGAAGAAGCUCUUUACUGACGGAGUUUCGAUGGUGAUAAUUACUGCUCCAGGAGGAUGUGGAAAAACUACACUGGCAACAAAGUUGUGCCAAGAUGCAGAGGUCAAAGAUAAAUUCAAGAGCAAUGUCUUCUUUGUUACUGUUUCAAAGAAGCCCAACUUAUACCUAAUUGUACAAGAGCUGAAUCAUGGAACGGGUGGCCAGGUCCCCGAUUUCCAAAAUGAAGCAACUGCAGUUAGCUGGCUGCAGCAAUUUCUGAAGCAAACAGGACAAAAUCCUAUGUUGUUGGUCCUAGAUGAUGUCUGGCCAGGAUCAGAAUUCAUUCUUGAGAAGUUUGAUGAAUUAAAGAUGUCAGAUUACAAGAUAUUGGUAACAUCAAGGUCUGCUUUUCCAAGAUUUGGUUCUCCAUAUUAUCUAGAAUGUUUGAACGAUGAAGAUGCAAUGGCACUUUUUCACCAUGCAGCAUCCUUAGGAGACAGGAGCUCUAAUAUUUCAGAAGAUCUUCCAAGAAAGAUAGUAGAACGUUGUAUGGGAUUUCCACUUGCAAUUACAGUUGUUGGAAGAUCACUUUGCGGGCAGCCAAUAGAGAUUUGGCAAAAAAGAGUAUUGGAAUGGUCCAGAGGUUCUUCUGUUCUUGAGUCUGAACAUGAUUUGCUUGAUUACCUCCAGAGUAGCUUAGAUGCUUUGGAUGGAGAGAAGUCUCUUAUCAGGGAAUGCUUCAUAGACCUUGGUUUAUUUCCCGAAGAUCAAAGAAUCUCUGCUACUGUCCUCAUCGAUAUGUGGGCAGAGUUAUAUGGCAUAGAAGACAUUUCGUCCAUUGUGAAUCUCUAUGAACUUGCCUCUCGGAGUUUGGCUAAUCUGGUAGUCACAAGGAACGACAACAAGGAUGGCGAUGGCUAUUACACUGAACACUUUGUUACACAGCUUGACAUGCUUAGGGAGUUGGCUAUCCAACAGAUUAGUCGGGAACCACUACAACAGAGAAUGAGACUUAUGAUUGACAUAAGUGGAGACAACUUUCCUAUGUGGUGGAAAGAACAAAAGUAUCAAUACCUCAUCACUCGCGUUGUAUCUAUCUCGACAGACGAAGAGUUCUCAUCUAAAUGGCAAAACUUGCAACUACCAGAAGCAGAGGUUUUGAUUUUGAACUUUCAGACCAAGUAUUAUGCCUUACCUGAGUUUGUGGAGAAAAUGAAUAAACUGAAGACUCUAGCACUCACAAGUUCGGGUAUCAGUCCUGCUGAGUUGAAUAACUUUCAAUUAGUUGAUUCGAAACCAAAUUUAAAGAGAAUCAGAUUAGAACGAAUUUCAUUUCCUUCGAUAAGCAGGUAUCCUAUUCAGUUGAAAAGUUUGAAAAAGAUUUCUCUAUUCAUGUGUAGCAUCGGCCAAGGUUUUGGUAACGGUUACAUACAUAUAUCAGAGGCGUUUCCAAAUCUUGUUGAAAUGAAUAUUGAUUACUGCAAUGAUUUGGUGGAGCUGCCUGCCGAUCUCUGUGACCUUAUUCAAUUGAAGAAACUCAGUGUCACCAAUUCUCAUAAGAUCUCUGUCUUACCCGAAGACAUUGGAAAUCUAGUAAAUUUAGAGCUGCUGAGGCUUAGGUGUUGUACAGACUUGUCAGAGUUACCCGGCUCGAUUAGGAACCUCAAGAACUUAAACUUGCUUGACAUAUCAAAUUGCUUUAGCCUUAAGGAAUUGCCUGAAGACAUUGGAGAAAUGUGCAGUUUAGAGAAGCUCAACAUGAGACAGUGCUCGAGAUUGAAUGAGUUGCCUUCAUCAGUUGUGGAUCUUGAAAAGUUAAUGGAAGUGACAUGUGAUGAAGAGACAGAAAUCUUAUGGGAGCCCUUCUUACCGUAUCUCAGGAACAUACACAUAAAGGUUGUGAAAGAAGAUAUGAACCUGAAUUGGCUCCACUAGUCUCUGUUGAAAGUUAAUGCACAUUGAUCAUCUAAAAUAAUCUACAUCAAUCUAGAGAAGUCCAAGAGUUGCUAGAUUGUCUAGAAUUAUCCAGUUAUUACAGCAAGUAUCUAGAAGAAUCAUGUAACUAUGAAUGUAAUUAAUUAAGUCUAACAUGGUCUAGCAUGAUCUAGACUAGUCCAUCAAGGUCGGUGGUACACUGGUACUAGUGAGUAAGUCGGUUAAUCAUCUCUAUAUAUGUCUAUUGAUGUACUCUUCUAAUUAUUAAUGAAACAAUUAAUCAAAGCUCCUCUAUUAAUAAUCAAAAGCUCCCCACCUCUCCUCUGUUUUCCUUUCAUACAACCUACCUCCUCUGUUUUUUUUAACUCAACCAUCUUCUAGUCCUAGCCCACUACUACUAAAAACUUCCGCACCAAAUACCAACAGUGGUAUCAAAGCCACAAAUUUUAACAGUCUCAUUUCUGAGACCUUUCUUUUCUCAAAUUAACAAAUGUUGCAGCAAUGCUGGUGAUACACUUUAAAUAGGCGUAUAAAUAAAUCCCUGCAAUCUCAAUGGUUAUCGAUGGUAGUAUAGGAAAGAGGGUGUCUCCUGUAGAGGAUUGUGGCUCAACAAUUGCAAAACAGACUCUGAAAACUCGAAACAGAUACUAGACAAAGACAAAAAUAAAAACUAUACCUAGACUCAACUAAAAAUUAUAAAAUUAAAUACACACUAACUAGACACACAGACGAAGAUGCACACGAAAUUUGGGGGUAAUAGGAGUUGAACUGCUAUACUAAAUAAAAUGAAGAAAAUGAGGGACAGAAGACUAAUGAAAACAGAAAGCAAUUAGGGGAUUUUGGUUUUGAUCAAAUAUGAGAAAACUAGCUAGGUACUACUUCUCACCACUAGACGAUGAUUACACCUAUGAUGUAUUUACUAACAUGUUCAAUU